Messenger RNA from Humulus lupulus (European hop), 1852 nucleotides. RefSeq names its product protein-tyrosine sulfotransferase-like. Lineage: Eukaryota; Viridiplantae; Streptophyta; Magnoliopsida; Rosales; Cannabaceae. The record is from RefSeq and is a predicted model, not a curated record. The transcript has 13 exons. Gene Ontology annotation, molecular function: heparan sulfate 6-sulfotransferase activity. Bases 355 to 1347 code for a protein of 330 amino acids. Gene Ontology annotation, cellular component: membrane.
CCACCUAUAAUAAAAGUAAUGUUUUUUCGUGUAAUGAACGUACCUUCCGACAUUUUCUUUAUUCUUUAAGCAAAAGCUUGAACCACCUCCACCUCCAUCUUCACCUUCUUCUUCUUCUACUGGUUCUGGAUCUUCCUCUGUCUUCAUUCUCCUGCUAGGGUUUCAUUUUCUCUCUGGUAUUUAUGCUCAAUGUUCUAUUGAUUCGACCUGUACUAAUCCUUCUCAAGCUUUGAAUUAGUUUUGGAAGGAUCGACAAUGGUGGAUUCUGGACCAGUAACGCCUGGGCAGGUGGGUGAAGUUGUAAAUGGGCUUCGAAGAAAAAUCUGUGGUUAACAAGUGAGGAAUAACAUCUAUAUGGAUCCUGCUCAGAAGUUCUCCUUGCUGCUGUUAUUUCUUGGAUUGGUCUAUGUAUUAGCGAGCGCCUCUUCUCUUAAGUAUGAUUUUGGGCAUUGCGAAAGAGUUGUCCAGGAAUGGGCUUUUUCUUCUCUUGAAGAAGAAAUCAAAGCAGACAAACACACAUUAAGGGAUUUGCUGUUCUUCCUACACAUCCCUAGAACAGGAGGACGGACAUAUUUUCAUUGUUUUUUGAGAAAGUUGUAUCCUAACUCUUUGGAAUGCCCCCGAUCUUAUGAUAAACUGCGAUUUGAUCCAAGAAAGCGCAAAUGCAGGUUUCUGGUUACUCAUGAUGACUACAGCAUGGUAUCCAAACUUCCAAAGCAGAGCACGUCAGUAGUGACAAUACUCAGGGAUCCAGUUGACCGUGUCUUUAGUACUUAUGAAUUUUCAAUAGAAGUAGCAGCUAGGUUUUUGGUGCAUCCUAAUUUAACUUCUGCAACACAAAUGGCUAAACGAUUGCGUGCUAAAACAACUGGUGUAAGCACACUGGAUAUAUGGCCCUGGAAAUAUUUGGUUCCAUGGAUGAGGGAAGACCUUUUUGCUUGUAGAGAUACUAGAAAGCAUAGGGGCUUAAAUGACAUCAUGAGCAGUGACCCAUAUGACACGCCGGAGAUUGCUAUGCCAUUGCAUGAGUACAUUCAUGAUCCUAUUGCUCAUGACAUAGUUCACAAUGGAGCAACAUUUCAGGUUGCAGGUUUGACAAACAACUCCUAUACUCCAGAAUCACAUUUUGUGCGCCAUUGUGUGCAAAAGUACAAGGUUCUUGGUCAUCAUGUGCUUCAAGUAGCAAAGAAAAGAUUAGAUGAUAUGUUAUAUGUUGGUCUUACUGAAGAACACAGAGAAUCUGCAACCAUGUUUGCAAAUGUAGUUGGUUCGCAAGUGAUUUCCCAGCUCAGAGCAUCAAGUUCAAAAACAAAGGGAAGUGCUGGCAAGAAAUCAGGCUGCUUUUAGAAUCUCAUGCAGUUUACUACACAAAAAAUCCCUUCUUGCAACACAUAAGGAGCGCCUAGCAACCUUGAAGGAAAUGGGAGUUUCAAGCUGUGUGAAAGAAGCAGGCAUUGGAUUUAUGAUGGCUCCAACAUAUCAUCCAGCAAUGAAGCUUGUCCGCUCAGACAGGAAAAAGCUGAAAGUAAAAACUGUAUUUAAUAUAUUGGGCCCUAUGUUAAACCCAGCAAGAGUACUGUAUGUUGUUGUGGGUGUCUAUGCAGAAGAUUUGAUGUGACAAGCGAAAUAGAAAAAUGAUACUUAAUUUUGAAGGCUUUGUGUUGGGCAGCUGUAGAAUAUUUUGUGCUGAAAGUAGUAACUUUUCAAUAUGUUGAGUAUUUAAGAUUACUUGAAUACUUAAAGAACAUUUUGUUGUUGAUGACAGUGUUGAAUGUUUUAAACUAAUUUGUGGAUUGUUAAUACAAUGUUGAAUGUUUUUAUUUUUUGUUAUUUGAAAAUCAAGUUCAUUUGA